Molecule: messenger RNA, 1824 nt
Organism: Purpureocillium takamizusanense
Lineage: Eukaryota; Fungi; Ascomycota; Sordariomycetes; Hypocreales; Ophiocordycipitaceae
Exons: 5
Coding region: 1-1824 (607 amino acids)
Biological process (GO): transmembrane transport
Molecular function (GO): transmembrane transporter activity
Source: RefSeq, a predicted model, not a curated record
AUGUCGACGGAAAAGCGAAACCCAGCAGAGACACAGCUCAAAGAGCAGACGGUGUCCUCCACCCCUGAUCAUGGCAUCAGUCACGACAAGACAGUCAGCCAAAUAGGUCGAGGCGAGCCCACGGCAUCGUCAGACUCUAAUUGGGACUAUGAGGAUGGCGAUAUCGAGCCGGAACUUCACGCCCGGACCUACCUGGCCUUGGCCGCCAUGUUUCUGCUAAACCUGGUGCAGCUCAUCGCUCUUCAAGGCCCUCCGACAGUAUUGACCUACAUUGGCCGUGACCUGCACAAUCCGGAGAGGCAGGCAUGGGUCCCUACGUCCCUGUCUCUGGUACAGGCCGUGAUUGGGCCAGUCAUUUCGUUCGCUUCAGACACAUUUCAAGCGAGGAAGCCCAUUCUCGUUUGGACGUCGGCCAUCUCCUUCGUCGGCUGCGCCAUAGCGCCGGGCUCCAACACCAUCUACCGGCUCAUCGGCGCCCAAACACUGAUUGGCUUCGGGUUUGCCAGUGUCCCUUUAGCUUACUGCGUGCCAAGUGAGAUUCUUCCUCGGCGCUGGAGACCAAUGGCUCAAUCUGCGAUGAACGUCGCGGCUUCACUUGGCGCUUGUGCAGGCCCUCUUGCCAUUGGCGCAUUGACAAAACGCAAUGGAGAAACCGGAUGGAGGAUGUUCUAUUGGUUUCAAAUGGCAAUCUGGGGCCUCACCGCCGUCGGUAUUCAAUUUGGGUACCAGCCCCCGAAACGACACACCCACCUGGACCAACUGUCGUUCUGGCAAAAGCUUGGGCGACUGGACCUCGCGGGGACUGCACUAUUCACCACAGGGUUGACCCUGUUUCUGGUAGGGCUGAACCUAGGAGGCGAACUGUUUCCGUGGACUUCGGCACCACCUCUGGCAACGCUGAUCACCGGCAUCGCCGUUUUGACCGCAUUCGCACUCUAUGAGUGGAAAGGAAAUAGCACGGGUAUUCUGCACCACGAUCUUUUCGGUCGUGGGAGAGAGCGGGGCCAAACAUUCGCGAUAUGUGUUGGCCUCAUUUUUAUCGAGGCGGUCGUGCUCUUCUCGUAUAUCCUCUUCUACCCCGUCAUGACGACUAUGCUCUUUGAAACCGAUCCGGUGCUGAUGGUGGUACGUUUUCUGCCAUUUUGGAUUGCGAGCGCCAUAAGCACCUUGACCUUUGGAUUUGCAAGCAUGCGGAUGAGGACAAUUCGCUCGCCCCUGUUUGUGGGCUGGCUGCUUUGGACUGCUGGAACAAUCGGCUUCGCCACUGUCCAGCCUGACCACUCCACGCGAGCGGUCAUCUUUGCGACCCUAUCCGGCUUUGGGUUCGGCGCGCCGCUGAUCCUCAUCGUAGCUGGAGUUCAACUCUCAACGCCCCAUCACCUUAUCGCUACUGCGACGGCGGUCACCACUAGCGCCCGGGCGGUCGGUGCUACGGUGUUUACGUCCAUCUACGCGGCUGCUGUGGCAAGGCGACUUGGAUCUUACAUACCCGAAUAUGUAGCGAAGGCCACGACUCAAGCAGGGCUCCCAUCGACGUCAGUUGGCGCCUUCAUCGAGGCGCUGGGCGGCGGUGCGCCUGCUAAGCUGCAGGCAGUUCGAGGAAUUACUCCGGCAAUCAUCAGCGCGGGGUCUCUGGCCUAUAAGCAGGCUUAUGCGGACGGACUGCGCGUAGUUUACAUCAUCGCGGCUCCGUUUGGUGUGCUGGCGUGCGUGGUUUGCUUCUUCUUGGGCGAUAUGCGGAAGACGAUGAACUAUCAUGUGGACGCGCCAGUAGAGAAGCUCGUCGCGAGAGCGCGCGCGGGAAAAGAGGCGGAGCACGCCUAG